AUGGCAGCACCGCAGGGACCCCGCGACGUGCGGGACCUCACCUUCAGCCCGUGGGAUUACGGAGUGUUCGCGCUGAUGCUGCUCAUCUCCACGGCCAUCGGGCUCUUCCACGGGCUGGCCAAAGGCGGCCAGAAAACCUCGGAGGAUUUUUUCACGGGUGGCCGGAGGAUGUCGGCGUUGCCCGUGGGGUUGUCGCUAUCGGCCAGUUUCAUGUCGGCGAUCCAGGUGCUGGGGGUGCCGGCCGAGGCUUUCCGCUACGGAGCCAAAUUCCUGUGGAUGUGCCUGGCUCAGCUCAUCAACAGCGCGCUCACGGCGCAGCUUUUCCUGCCCGUCUUCUACCGCCUGGGGCUCACCAGCACCUACGAGUACCUGGAGCGGCGCUUCAGCAGGAGCGUGCGGCUGUGCGGGACCGUGCAGUACGUGGUGGCCACGAUGCUCUACACCGGCAUCGUCAUCUACGCGCCCGCGCUGAUCCUAAACCAAGUGACCGGGCUGGACAUUUGGGCAUCGCUGCUCUCCACGGGGGUCAUCUGCACCUUCUACACCACCAUAGGCGGGAUGAAGGCUGUCAUCUGGACCGACGUGUUCCAGGUGUUCGUGAUGCUCGCGGGUUUUGUCGCCGUCGCCAUCCGCGGGGUGCUGCUGGUGGGGGGUCCCGCCAAGGUGCUGAGCAUCGCUGCCAACGGCUCCAGGAUCAACUUCGCAGACUUUAACCCGGACCCUCGGAGCCGCUACACGCUGUGGUCGUUCUUGCUGGGCGGGACCGUGCUCUGGCUCUCCAUGUACGGCGUCAACCAGGCCCAGGUGCAGCGCUACGUGGCCUGCAGGAGCGAGAGGGAGGCCAAGAUGGCGCUGCUGGUCAAUCAAGUGGGGCUGUUCUGCAUCGUGACCAGCGCUGUCGCCUGCGGGCUCGUCAUGUUCGCGCUCUAUCGCCACUGUGACCCCCUGCUGGCCGGGGCCAUCGCCGCCCCCGACCAGGUACGGCCCCCCCGGGCUCCUGUUCCCUUCCAGGACCUGCCGGGCACUCUCACCUACGGCACCUCGUGCAUCACCGUGGCCGCUCUGUCCUCGCUGCUGGGGGGGGGCGUCCUUCCGGCCAUCCUGGGCGAGUUCUACUCCAUGUCCUACCUGUACUACGGCGCCUUGGGGACACUGGGGACCUUGGGGACAGGGGCCCUGCUCAGCCUCCUGCCAGGGCCAGCCCGGCAGAGCCGCCGUCCCCAGGGUGUGCUGUGGUGGGACAUCGUCAAGGCCACACCCUCGGGUGUCCCCAAGGGUGACAACAGCCCCGGGGACGAGUCCCCGGACAAGGCCGGAGUGACCCAAGCGCUGCUGGAGAGGCCGGACAGGGAGGGGACACCCCCGUGUGACCCCUCCAAGGGAGCCGCUCUGGGCGCCGCCAUCUUUGAACCGGGCAGAGCCGCCACCAGCGGCGGGCAUUGCGCGGAUUCCCCGCGGAUUUUUUCCGCCAGCGCCGCCCUGAGCGAGGAUCUCCGCCCAUUCCGCCGAUCCUUCCGCUCCGUCCUCCGCCACUCCCGCAAAGAAACAGCAAAGCUGUGCCAGGCCGUGCCCUCAACAAAGAUGGCGGCGGCGCGCCCUGCCCUCUCCCGCCAUUGGGGCGGUGGCGGCGGCGCGCGGUGA
This is a messenger RNA of Sturnus vulgaris (Common starling), 1641 nucleotides long. Lineage: Eukaryota; Metazoa; Chordata; Aves; Passeriformes; Sturnidae. The record is from RefSeq and is a predicted model, not a curated record.